Paramacrobiotus metropolitanus is the source of this 4321-nucleotide messenger RNA. Its product is annotated as rab3 GTPase-activating protein non-catalytic subunit-like. The record is from RefSeq and is a predicted model, not a curated record. Gene Ontology annotation, biological process: regulation of GTPase activity. NCBI's taxonomy places the organism in Eukaryota, Metazoa, Tardigrada, Eutardigrada, Parachela, Macrobiotidae. The annotation marks the transcript as partial. The transcript has 13 exons.
AAUCAUGUCGCGGACCCGAAACACCCCUCGCGAAACACUGAAACUAAUCGGGACGGUGGAAAAUCUUUCCGCGGUGUGGGAUGCCUUGGGAUUCAGUACUGCAACACGGGUCUCUUCUCCGAAACCCUUCCCAGUUCCCCUUCGCGGGACCAGUCGCCCCUGAAGAAUCCCUCCAAGCAGUCGGACGACGAAGCCACCUCCACCGACGAGUCAGAGGAACAGCGGCGUCUGUGGACGCAGCAUGUGCUGGCCGACAUCAGCUGCGAUGGCAAGUUUCUGGUGCUGGCGUCGCAACGGGAAAUCUCCAUUCUGACGUCCAAGUGGCGGAGCGAUAAGUUGGUCUUCACCAAGCUGUGGAACGGACAGCUGGCAGGGGCCGAUACGGAUGCCGAGGUGCUCACUUGUUGCAUCGCACUGCCGCUCAGCUCCCGGCAGCGCACUUCCGAUGGGCUUCCGGACUGGACCUGUGUGAUUUACGGUUUCAGGAGCGGUUAUGUGGCAUUCCACACGGAAAGCGGCUACACGGUGCACCGGCAGAAGUUCGAUGCCAGUCCCGUGCGACUGAUCAAAAUCCAUUCUCCGCAGUAUACACGUGUCGGGGAUGCGCAGAGUGUGCAGGAGUUGAUCAUCUUGUACGAGAACGGCGCUGUGGUUUUUAUUAACGGGCUGCAUUUGUAUUCGUCCCUCCAGAAUUUUAAAUUGGCGGCGGCGAAUGCUACCGCAAAGGGCAAGGGUGAAGACGAUGAUCUGGACUUCAACUCCAUUCCCCAUGAGAAAUUCCAGCUGGAUUCCCAGCAAGAUAUUCGUGAUAUCAUUUCGCUGGGAUCCGUGCGGAUUAACCUGUUUGAUCAGCUGCUCAACGCGUCUGUAAUGGGCGGCAGCUCGGCAGCGAUCAAGACGCCGCUGCCCACUUACCGCCGCUUCAUAUCCGUUGGGACGAAGCCGUUUUAUGCCAGUUACUUCGUGAUGGAAGGCGAAACGCCACUGGUUAUCGGUCAGAUGGCCAGAGAUAUCGCUGGCCGAGUGUCGCAGGCAGUUACGUCACGCAUCACUGCCACGGCAAACCGGUUCGGAUUAGGGGGCUUGCUGAGUCGAGCGAUGCCCGCGGCCAAGGAGACUGUCGAGAAAAAGACCAUUUUUGUGCCAAAAGCCGGAAGAGAUGUGGAUGCAAGAUUUUCUUUAUUAGACGCUCGUCGUAUCGCGACGAAUGUCGUGUUGUCGGAUAAGAGCAGGCUAGCCGCUCUAACGGACAACUUUGGACGGGUUCUGUUGAUGGACUGCUCGACCGGUGUCAUCAUCCGAAUGUGGAAGGGUUAUCGUGCCGCCGAAGUGGCUUGGAUAACUGUCGCUGAUCCCAAGAGUUCUGCCGACUCCAAGUACGUGGAGUGUCUCGUGAUAUACGCUCCCCGGCGGCACUUGCUGGAGGUGUGGUCCCCUCUGUCAUUCCGCCGUUUAAUCGCCAUCCAUGUCAGCCAAGGUCUGCGCUUGCUCCCCGUGGGAACCGGAACGCUGUCGCCCACGUUCGAAGUCUUCCAUCGGCCCAGUGAAUGCUACUUUCUGGAUCUGACGGGCAAUGUGUACAUUCUCAACGUUCCCUUCUAUCUGACUGAAGAGGGGAUCGAUGAGGCCAACGCCCAGGAUCUGCAGACUGUGCAGCAAGCCAAGGAAAUGGUGAUGUAUGGGAAGAAUGUCAGUACGGAGAAAAUUGUGGAGUUGUUCGGGGAGAUUGCGUCCAUUGAGGUCAAAGAUCAGCUGGUGCAGUUUUUCUGUAUGGAGGGCAUUGCCGGUAAACAGGAUGGCCUGAUGCGAGUGUUAAGAUCAGCGUUAGAGGAUAGUGGUAAAGUGAAAUUAGACGAAAAGGAGAAAAACAUUGUGAGAGAGUGGAAAGUCAACCUGCGCGUUCUGGAGUGGUACGAGCAGAUGAUUGGACAGUGGAUGGAAUAUGAUGACGCAAAUCCUUUGACUACCGGUGAGGGCGAUACCUCGAAUAUCUUUGGUGAUCUGGAUACCAGCAACCUGUUCUCCCUGAUGCACGCGGUUAGUGCGUCAGCGUUAUGGAAAAGCAGCAUACAGAGUCGCCAUUGGGACUACGACUGGCGCACUGUGUUGUAUCUGCUGGAUCCUCUCCCUGGUGACAGUGGAGCCCAGCUGCAUUUUACCGUCAACCCGGAAGCGAUCCAGGAUGAGCGUUUGUUUCUAGCGGAUAUUCUAUACCGCCUCUAUUUCCUGGGUAAAAUGCCUUUGUCGGAACUUAUGGAGAAAGUCGGUAUCCUCCACGAAGACGAUCUUUCCAAACUUCUGCUGGAAUACUGGCUCGUUUUUGCCAGCGAACAUUUCGAAAUUCGCAUCAGUGGUUUGCGCAUGCUGGCGGAAUUAUUCCAUACAUUGCUGGCUAAACGCCAACCAAGUGAACUGCGCUCGUUCCGGCACACCGUUGAGGAUUCGACUAAGCUGGCCGCUGCCAUAACCGCUUGCUUGGCGAUUCUAAACACCAGUUUUCCCGGACCGACGGAGGACCUGACGGAAGUGGACGAUUGGGAAACUGUGUGUAAAGAAAAGAUCGAAUGGGCGCGAUUGUCCCAGCGUCUGGAAAGUCUUCUUGCCUUACAAGCUUUUAUUUGCCGAUUUGCCACUGUUGAUAACACUCAAAGCAGCCAUCCGGAGUUUCCUAACACAUCCGUGACGUCCUUCCUCCAACACGGCAAAUCCGCGGCAGCGGAAUAUCUCUCCGGGGCGGCGGCAGCCAGCAUCCUGUCUCUCCCUCCGGCGGUUAUACUGAAAGCAUUCUAUCACACUGAUGUGGAGAUGCAUUUUGCCUCCACGGAGCUGGAGGAGAACAACGAUCGCCCAUUGCGAUUUCUGCACAUUCCGGACGUCGCCUUGGAAGAACAGGAGAUAACCGACGCGUUGAAGUCCAUCCAGACGGUGUUCCCUAAAAGUCUGACGGCGGAUAUGCUGCUGGCCAAUUGUGCCUGGGAGAUGGCGGUCGCAUGGAAUAAGCACCCGGAAAAUUGUCGCGCACUGGAGCAGUCGGUGGAGUAUUUGAAAGAUGUUGUCCGUCCGGAAUUACGGCACGGCGUGGCUGUGCUAAUGUGGAAGACAUUUCUCGUGGAAAAAAUUAAUUCCUGCACGAAUUUGCUGGAAAAGGUGGGAAAGGCCCCAAAAGAACGUGCGUAUUUGAAAGAAAUCGGAAUGGAGGAGAGCGAUGUUGAGCUCCUUCUAUUGUUGACACACAGGAUUUUAUCCGUCAUUUUCACUUUGCAGGCUGAAUUUGAUAGCACGGUAGCGACUGUCACGUGCGAUGAGUUGUGGAUGAACGAGAACACCGCUGCGUCUAAAAGCUCUUUAGCGGAACUGGCGCUCUGCCAACCCAUGUCCAAUGCGGCGUUGGUUCAGCAUCACAUGAUCCUAGUGACGGUUCUGCAGGCCAUUAUCCGCUACAACGUGAAAACCAUUAAGCCGAUGGCGUUGUUCGAUUUCAAGGCGCAGGAAGCCUUUUACAAGGAACUGACGCAGUUCCCGUUAUUGUCCGUCGUGGCGAUUGACCAGAACAUCGUAAAAGCGCGAAAUCAGUUUCUGAUUCGCUGUUUAUCGGCGAUGGUGCGAACAGCGGCUGACCAUGUGACCCGACCGGAUGUGGCGUGGUUAGAGCGCAUUCUGGAGGUGGCACAUUACUGGGGCCUGUCCGGGGAUACGGUGCGCACGCUUUACGUCUGUGAACUGUAUUCGCAUGGGCUGGAUGAACUGGGGGAGGAGGCGUACAAGACCGUCACCGAUAAAGGCCCGCUGCAGUCCAAAUUGCUGUCUUUAGCGGGACAACGACUGAAAAGCUUACUGGCUAACACGCUAUCGCAGACCGAUUAUGCCAACUAUCUGUCGUCAAUGUCGCCGUUUUUGAUGUCCUGGAUUAAAUCUUUGGAGGGACGGAAUAUUUCGGAUUCCAGCGUUGACUGGGAGAAAUGCCAGCUGCUUCUGCGAAAUAUCAGCCACGAUCUGCGCUCGAAUCAUCCUGACAGUAAAAUAUGCGUGGAGGCACUGGAAUGGAUGCAGAAUCAUAGACCACAAAGCCAGAGUUGAUGGAGCUUGCCGUGAUCGGUUAUUUAUCUGUGAUAAGAGUUUUUCUAACGAUCAGUCAGCUUGUAUCUUCAGUACCUGUACAGAUACUUGCCGAAAAGUUGAUUUUCCCAGUGUUUCUUGUGCAAUUGUCAGGAGCCAUAUAGUGUUUUCCUCGCAGUUGUUUUGGGUCUGGGGGUUGCAGAGAGCUAUACCUAUUUUAGGAUUUGGCAUAGAAAAUUUUAGUUGUAAUAAAAUUUUUCGUUCA